AUGCCCAAGGAGACGCUGAGGCGCCGCGAGCAGAAGGCCGCGACCUUUGCGGUGCGAUCAGGCACGGCGGAGAGGCGGCCCUUGGAGCCCGAGGAGGCGCAGGCCUUCUUCCGCGCGAUCGACGCCCGGGACGCGGCCGGAUUUGGCAUUCGGAAGCUUGCAGUUCUUGACGUGGAUGGACUGCACCAGGCUCCUGAGUGCAUCACCUGGGAGCGGCGCAUCACGCUCCUGUACUAUGCAGCCUGGAGAAAGCGGGACCACUUCGUGAACGCGCUGCUGCAUGCCAAAGCCGAUCCUUCUGUCAGGGAUGAAGGCCUGCGCAGUCCAAGGCCGGCGCGCAACGAGGGGCCAGCACAGCAGUUGGUGAACGGGCUGAGAAUGGAGUCUGCUGUGUGGCUUUCCCAUGCGAUGGUGCAGCUGCGCUUUCGCGGCAAGCGAGUGCAAAACCUUGGCUUUUGCGAGGAAUGCGGGCAACAGAGCAAAGAUCGAGCUCUGAACGGCUUUGCCGCCAUGCUUGCUUGGCCCUGUGGUCAUCGAUGCUGCGAGGAUUGCUUGUGGAAGCGCUCUUCGCUUGUUGCCAAGGGCAUGUCUGCGGCAGCAGAGCUGCCGUGCCCCAAGUGCCAAGUGGGACCAACUUCGGGGUCAUAUCCAACUGCAUCGCUAGGAGAGGCGGAGCCACCUUCAGAGAAGAAGCAGGACUGGGAGUGUUCCUGUUGUGGCUACACCAACUUUGCUCGACGGCAGUCGUGUCGCAAUUGCCAAGUCCAGCAGUACUCGCAAGCCCCUCUGACAGAGCAGGAUGCUAGCAUGUUGUCAGCAGACAAGGAUGCUUUCAUUCUGCAAUGGCAGCCUUUAAGCAGCUUACAAAGAAGGGAGGCGACGUUGGAACGCUUCAAGGCCCUCCCUACAGAGCCAGUGGAAACGGACACAAAGGACGCAAAGAGCCGGCCCAGGUUCCAGGCGCAACACCCGCGAAGUGCAGCCGCCGCGAAGUUGGGCGACACAAAGCAGGAGAGAACCACCGAGCUUCUGAAGGUCGGCGUCAGUGGUGAUGUGGUGCGGCUUACUGCGCUCCUGGAGGCUGGAGUGGAUUUGGAUGCCACCAACGAGUAUGGACAGACGGCGCUCUUCCUGGCUGCAUGCCACAAUGCUGGUGAGGCGAUCGCUCUCCUUGCAUGGGCAGGGGCAGACUUGGACCGCACUGCAAAUGGAGGCUGUAGUCCUUGGGCUUGUGCUGUGGCCAAUGCCCACCAAGGUGCAAUGCACGCACUGGAAGAGGCAGGAGCCAAGCCCACAGCUUCCUGGAAACUUCUCGACUUUGACACUCGCUCGCCGAAACUGCAGUGGCUCAUCCCCCACCAUUCGGAUUUGGCUGGAGCCGGCAGCUGCCUGGUUGAGGGCUCCUUUCCGGAGACGUGCUUGCGGCAGCUGGAGGAUCUGUUCGCCUCGCUGCCGAAAGCGGAGAGGACCAAGUCCUGUUCCUCCGACCGCAGCUACUUCUGCGAUUCGGAAGGUGCUGUUCAGAAAGCCUUCCAGAGUGCGGUGGAUGAGACAUUGAAAGAUCACGGGUUGCGAUUAGAAGUUACAAUGCCACACAUGCGCUUCCUGCACUAUGUUGAAGUUGGCGGAGGAUUGCCGCCACACGUGGAUCUGGCGCGGACGGAUGAGCUUGGACGACGUUCGACGCAUACAUUCAUUCUGUAUCUUGGAAAUUGUGUGGGUGGAGGCGAGACUGUUUUGCUGAAUGUCAUGGAGGACACGGAAGAGGCAGUGGUUGCAACUGUGGAGCCAGAAAGAGGAAGGUUCCUGCUCUUCCCGCACAUGUGCCCGCAUUUGGCACGACCAAUUACGGCUCCCAAGCUGCUGCUGCGUCUGGGGCUGAGUUCUCCAUGA
Effrenium voratum is the source of this 1893-nucleotide messenger RNA. The record is from the annotation of a GenBank genome assembly. NCBI's taxonomy places the organism in Eukaryota, Dinophyceae, Suessiales, Symbiodiniaceae.